AUGUUCCGACACCUCCUUCGGGCUAUUCCUAGACUUCAGCCUCAAUAUAUCCAAAAUUCAAUCCCGAUCGUGCGCCAAAUGAGUACCGUACAGACUCCCACUGUCUCUCCUUUCACCACGGCCGUGGUCUCGUCCAUGCGAAGACUCUACCCUGAAGUUUUGGCAGACAAAUCCUUCGAUAACACGGGACUUCUGGUGGAAGCUCCUUUUGUCGCUUCCCGACCGCGAAAUCGCAACUCGGUGCUUUUGACCGUCGACCUCACACGCGCCGUGGCCGACGAGGCAAUUGAGAACAAACACUCAGUGGUCGUCGCGUACCACCCCAUCAUCUUCAGAGGCUUGAAAUCCUUCACGACAGGUGAUACGCAACAAUUGUCUAUGGCGCUUCUCCUCGCCCAUGGUAUCAGCGUGUACUGUCCUCACACCGCCGUCGAUAUCGUCCCUGAUGGUAUGGCCGAUUGGCUAUGCGAUAUUGUCACAGGAAAGAUGGAUGCUCCUGAACCAGAAGCCGACUCCAGGUCCUCAACAAAACCUACAUCCCUUUUCGCCGAAGGCCUCGACCAAGACAAAGACGCCCUCUCCGACCCAUUCACCACACCUACAGCGGCAACAAAAUCAAAACACCCCCGCCCGCCGGCGCCACACAGAACGUACUCGAAACCAACAUAUCUACGGCCCACAUCCAGCUUCCACGCCGUCGUGGUCCCGCAUACGCGAAGUGUAGUUGUUCCAUCUCCGCCUGCGUCCCUUGAGGCAGCGAACAAGCCCGCCUCUAUCCUAGAUACCAAUUCGCCUAAAUAUACGCCUUUCAACACCGGGGCCGGCCGCUUCAUAGAAUUCGCCUCCCCUCAACCGUUGACCGUUCUCAUCACACGCAUCGCCCACGCAAUCGGCCUGCCCAAGGGUUUCGCAGUCGCUAUUCCACAAGGCCGAGGGAUCGAAAACAUCCAGAUCGCCACCGUCGCAACAUGUCCCGGCAGCGGCGCCAGUGUGUUACGGUCUUGCCACGCCGAUCUGAUCUUCACAGGCGAACUAAGUCACCAUGACGCCCUCGCCGUGACGGAGCGCGGAGGCUGUGUGAUCGCGCUGUUCCACUCGAACUCGGAACGCGGGUAUCUCUGGAGCGUGAUGCGUGAGAGACUCGAGAAAGAAGUCAAGAGUGAGUGGGAGCGCGUCAGGAGUCAGAAUCGUGGAGAGAGUGGGAAGAACGGUGUUCCUGAGCAGAUUACGGAGAUGCUGGAUGAUGAUAGUGUUGGAGUCGUAGUGAGUCAGAGGGAUAGAGAUCCCUACGGUAUUGUCGUCCUGGAUGAGACGGCUGUAGAGAGUCACGGCAUGGUUUGUAUCGCAACGGGAAACGGGGAUGAAGCCGAUACCGCGAUGAAUGCGGACUCCAGCUCCGAGAUGGAACAUGCUCUCAACCUGUGCCGACGUGGAGCACCGCCGAGAUGGGAUAGGUACAAAAUGACCCCAUAUACGGACGAAGAAGCUCUUGCACAGAAGGUGUCGUCGAGUCCCUGGCUGUCCGAUACAGGAAUCUGA
Molecule: messenger RNA, 1539 nt
Organism: Rhinocladiella mackenziei CBS 650.93
Lineage: Eukaryota; Fungi; Ascomycota; Eurotiomycetes; Chaetothyriales; Herpotrichiellaceae
Product: YbgI/family dinuclear metal center protein
Exons: 2
Coding region: 1-1539 (512 amino acids)
Cellular component (GO): cytoplasm; mitochondrion
Source: RefSeq, a predicted model, not a curated record